AUGUCUUUUCAGUGUCGUAGUGUCUUUAUAACUGGAGCCAACCGUGGCAUUGGCUUAGAGCUUGUCAAGGCAUUUCUUAACCUAUCACCAGCUCCAGAACACGUUUUCGCUACAGCACGAAGUCCCGAGUCUGCCUCAGACUUGAAGCAGCUGCAGUCGAACCAUAGCAACCUACACGUUCUACAACUAGAUGUCACUGAUUUCGAUUCCUUUCCUAAAGUCGUGGAACAAGUUGCAGAGAUUCUCGAUGGAAAAGGACUGAAUGUUUUGCUGAACAAUGCAGGAAUACUUGAGCGAUCUCCGAUUGGUGAGGUCACUGUAGAUUCCAUGGUCAACCUUUACAAAACAAAUACCGUGGCUCCUCUCAUGCUGGUGCAGGCAUUCCUACCACUGUUGAAGAAAGCAGCCGCAGAUACUGACGACAAAAGCAGUCUUAAAGCCUGGAUACUAAAUAUGUCGUCUUCUGUUGCUUCUGUGGAGGAGAAUGGUAUGGGUGGCCUGUACUCUUAUCGUGCAAGCAAAACAGCAUUAAAUGUGAUCAACAAGUCGUUAAGCAUCGACCUGAAGCCUUUUGGAAUAAUGGCCAUUGUACUUCAUCCAGGGUGGGUACAGACAGAAAUGGGAGGUCCAAGAGCACUCAUUUCAACUGCAGAGAGCGUCACGGGAUUGAUGAAAGUUAUUACAUCACUUGAUGAAACCAAAAGUGGAAUGUUUUAUAAUCUCAGGGGAGAAAUUGUACGUUGGUAGAAUGACUUGAAUAUCAACAUUUAGUACUGUUUUAGAAAGCCUCCUUUGCAGACGUUAUUAGUAUCGGUCAUAAAUUCCCUCGUCAAAUUCCCUCUCCACUGAGAGGGAAUUUAUGACCAAUACUAAUAAUUUCUGCAAAGGAGGCUAUGUGUUAGACUACUUUAUACAUUGAUCAAUUCCUGGAAGACUAGGCUCACAAGGCACAGAUAGAUAUAGUAAUGUUAUUAUAUUAUUAUGUUAUUAUAUGUUAAUGUAUUUGGAAUAUAAUAAUAUGAUAAAUUAAUAAAUCAUGGAUUAGAUAUCUAGACAUAUUUUAAAGUUGCAGCUACGAAGUUGCAUGAUAAAGAAAUUGAGGUGUUUCUAGCAUGAAAAAACAAAUUGAA
Molecule: messenger RNA, 1130 nt
Organism: Exaiptasia diaphana
Lineage: Eukaryota; Metazoa; Cnidaria; Anthozoa; Actiniaria; Aiptasiidae
Product: C-factor
Exons: 2
Coding region: 1-747 (248 amino acids)
Source: RefSeq, a predicted model, not a curated record